This is a messenger RNA of Ailuropoda melanoleuca (giant panda), 6453 nucleotides long. It is a transcript of the gene TBX20, whose product is annotated as T-box transcription factor 20. Gene Ontology annotation, cellular component: chromatin; nucleus. Gene Ontology annotation, biological process: cell fate specification; regulation of transcription by RNA polymerase II; positive regulation of DNA-templated transcription. Gene Ontology annotation, molecular function: RNA polymerase II cis-regulatory region sequence-specific DNA binding; DNA-binding transcription factor activity, RNA polymerase II-specific. Lineage: Eukaryota; Metazoa; Chordata; Mammalia; Carnivora; Ursidae. The record is from RefSeq and is a predicted model, not a curated record. The transcript has 8 exons. Bases 575 to 1921 code for a protein of 448 amino acids.
UGGCUGCGGGCCGCCGGGAUAGCUGCCGCCAGCAAAUUAAGGCGCAGGGCUGUGAGCGCCCGGGCGCACUGUCCUCCGCGCCGCGCCGUGCUCCGCACGCCUGCACUCGCGCUCCUUGGCGUCCGCUCCCUCGCAGCGGCGCUCCACCGGUCGCCACCUUCCUGCAGCUUGGGCUGCUCCGGCUGUUCCCAGCGCGUGGAGGGAGGAAGGACGCAGAGGAGGUGCGGCAAGACCCCUGGGCUUUGCGCGUCCGAUGCUCGUCUCCACCUUCCGGCGGCGCAGCCCGUGUUCCUGCGGAGCGCCCCAGUGUUCGAGCACCCGGUUGAGCCCGCUGCUGGUCCCCUCCUGUCCUCUCCGGCUGGUUCGAAGUCUCUGGGGCUGGAGGGCUUUGCGGUGAGGGACAGAGGCCAGUGUGGAGCUCUUGGGAGGUUGGGGCUGACUCAUCUGGAGUUCCCGACUCCGCUGAGAUUGCACUUGGAAACUUUGCGCUGUGUGUCGGUUUUUGUCUCCCUUGGGGAAGCUGGACGGCAGUUCGGCAGGCCCAGUCCGUGGCCAGGACCGCGCGCUGGGGGCCAUGGAGUUCACGGCGUCGCCCAAGCCACAGCUGUCCUCCCGGGCCAACGCCUUCUCCAUCGCCGCGCUCAUGUCGAGCGGCGGCUCCAAAGAGAAGGAGGCCACUGAGAACACCAUCAAACCUCUGGAACAAUUUGUUGAGAAGUCAUCGUGUGCCCAGCCCCUGGGCGAACUGACCAGCCUGGAUGCUCACGGGGAGUUUGGUGGUGGGGGCAGCAGCAGCAGCCCAUCCUCCUCCUCUCUGUGCACUGAGCCGCUGAUCCCCACCACCCCCAUCAUCCCCAGUGAGGAGAUGGCCAAAAUUGCCUGCAGCCUGGAGACCAAGGAGCUCUGGGACAAAUUCCACGAGCUGGGGACAGAGAUGAUCAUCACCAAGUCGGGCAGGAGGAUGUUUCCCACCAUCCGAGUGUCAUUUUCGGGCGUGGAUCCUGAGGCCAAGUACAUAGUCCUGAUGGACAUCGUCCCCGUGGACAACAAGAGGUACCGCUACGCCUACCACCGGUCCUCCUGGCUGGUGGCUGGCAAGGCAGACCCGCCGCUGCCAGCCAGGCUGUAUGUGCACCCAGACUCUCCUUUCACUGGCGAGCAGCUACUCAAGCAGAUGGUGUCUUUUGAAAAGGUGAAACUCACCAACAAUGAACUGGAUCAGCAUGGCCAUAUAAUUUUGAACUCAAUGCACAAGUACCAGCCGCGGGUGCACAUCAUUAAGAAGAAAGACCACACAGCCUCAUUGCUCAAUCUGAAGUCUGAAGAAUUCAGAACAUUCAUCUUCCCAGAGACCGUUUUCACAGCAGUCACUGCCUACCAGAAUCAACUGAUAACCAAGCUGAAAAUAGAUAGCAACCCUUUUGCCAAAGGAUUCCGGGACUCCUCCAGGCUCACUGACAUUGAGAGGGAAAGUGUGGAGAGCCUGAUCCAGAAGCAUUCCUAUGCCCGCUCACCCAUCCGUACCUACGGAGGAGAAGAGGAUGUGCUGGGGGAUGAGGUUCAGACAACACAGAAUCGAGGGUCAGCCUUUACAACGUCUGAUAAUUUGUCUCUCAGCUCCUGGGUAUCAUCUUCAUCCAGUUUUCCUGGAUUUCAGCACCCCCAGUCCCUGACUGCUCUUGGCACCAGCACAGCAUCCAUAGCAACACCCAUUCCUCACCCUAUACAAGGUUCAUUGCCGCCCUAUAGCCGGCUUGGGAUGCCUCUGACACCAUCAGCUAUUGCCAGCUCUAUGCAGGGGAGUGGCCCGACAUUCCCCUCAUUCCACAUGCCCCGGUACCAUCACUACUUUCAGCAGGGGCCCUACGCUGCUAUCCAAGGACUGCGCCAUUCCUCUGCUGUGAUGACACCAUUUGUAUGACUCAUGUAAACCUAGGAGAAUUCAGAUCCAGAAUGUGCAAAUGGGUAUGGAAAGAUGGGACAGGGUUGGGUGGGUGGGAUGUGGGGUGUUAAAGCAGGAGCUCUCCAGGAGACAUGGGACCUAUUAAAGAGGAGAGCUGAUCUCACAAUAAAACCUACCGCUGAGGGAGUGCACCACAGACCAGGAGUCAGGUGUAGUUUGGGGACAGCUCUUGGGCUUGAGAGAGAAUCAGCAUAAAGUUCUUAGCCAGCCUGACUCCUGCAACCAAUAGUAUACUAACCCAGGAAAUUUAAUAACACAAGGCAGAUGAAUCUUACGGUGCAUUAUACCUAGCGGUUAAAAAUGCUGUGUCAAUGCAGUAAUGUAUAAAAUCAAUGUGUAGAGGUUUUCCUUCUGCUUUCCACAGGUUAAAAGAAUUUUCAAAGAGGCAAUAUAUAUAACAUACCAACCGUAAUGCAUAAUGACUAACUUAAGUCCAUUUCUCCCUGUAGAAAAUGAGAGCCCAUAGAGGAAUAUUUGUAGUGCCGUAGCUUAAGCAUGUUUAGUUUUCCUUCAUAUUAGUUGGCUGGGGAAGGGGCUGAGAUAAUGCUGAAGCAUCCUAUUUUGUGGAUGAAUAGGCGGUAAUGAAUUUACAAAGUUCUUUUUGUAAUACUGAGGGGCCAGUACCUGACAAGCGUUUUUCCAGUCUUGUCUUUCUUCCUAAUUCUCUUUCUUGCAAUUACUUGCCAUUUAUGUAGGAAAAAUCUUCUAUAUACAGUUCUGAAGCAAGAGGCUCUAUGUGUUACAUUUUACAAUGUAAAAACUGAGGUUUUAUUUUUCUGGUCUCCAUCCUAAGUGCACUACUGACUUCUAAAGCCUCUACGUGAUGACCCGUGAGACUUUCUCUCAGUCUGCAAUAACAGGACGGUUGCCGUUCUGAAGGGAAUUCUCUGCCAUGGGUACCAAAGGCCCCUUCAUUUUUACUUCAGCUUUGGGAGACCUUUUGGAUGGCAAAAUGCACUGGGCCAAAUUCUCAUUUUUGGUAAAUCUGCUUUGUUAAUUAGAUUAACUGUUACCACUGACUGACAGGGAUUUGUCAGUGACCCUUCUGAAUGCCCAUAUAGCCACCAUUUAACCUAUGCUUACAAGGAAUUAUGUGUCCAUAUAUCUGGUUUGUCCUACUUUCUUACUGUUCCAUUCAGUGACUCUUUUACCAUUUUUCUAGUCCAUUAUAUGAAAUCGCUCAACAACCCCUUGACUUAAACACUGGCAGCACUCGUAAAUCAAUCUAAAGCUUUUAUCCUCUUUUUUUUUUGCAUUCUUAAUGUCUUCUUAAGCCUUCCUUUAGUGUUUAGUAAUUAAUUAUAUUUUAACUAUAUAUAAUCACUAUAUUUGGGGAGCAACAUAUAUCUAAGCAUUUACAGUCAGGGUAGUAUAUUUGGCAUUUUGCAACAGUUUGUUUACCUAACAACAGAAAUUUAGUAAAGUUUAUAGUCCUUCAACUUUAGUUAUAAUGCAUUCUAGCUAUGAGAUAUAACCUGUUUUCUUUAUAAUGUUCCCUAAAACUCUAUUUAACAUAAUUUGAAUUUUGUAUCUACUUUCUUCUGACUGUAAAAGUAUUGAAUCUGUUAAAAUCGAUGGGAAAUAUCACUGCUGAGAGUAGAGGUGGGAGUAAAUGCAAUAUACUUACCACAUCAGACUGCAUGGGAUUUUAUUUGGUUGUUCUAUUAGGCUUUUCCAUAUCAAAUGCUUUUCUGGGGCAUUUCUAUUCUAUGAGACAAGGCGUAAUGGUGUAGCCUAUCUAUGUGAUGCCAUUAUUGUUGGACUUUGCAAUUGUUUUUCUCCACCGUGUCCCGUAGUUACAGAGAAGCAUGGGCUGUGCUAACCAAGCAUCUCAAAGUCCUACAGCAGACACUGUAGGCUAAUUUCUAACUUCUUGCAUGUUACGCUAUAGUACCCACAGGUAGUUUGUUUUCAGACACAGAAUAAAUAAUGCAUUUCUUUUAAAAAGCAGCUAUGAGUAAUGUUUAAAUAUCCUUAGAGCUUAGGACAGGGAUUUGACACUUAAUAGCUGGCCUGUCGCCAGUGCUCCUUUUAAUACACAGUACUGCCACUUGUGGCAGGAAUAACAAAACUAGAUGCUGUUUAACAUGAUGCUACAUGAUACUCUGGUAAAUUACUGGUCUGCUAAAAUGAAUCUGUAUCUGAAAUUUCUUUUCGGUGAGAAUGAAAGGAUCAUUUUAAUACUAUUUAGACAUUUUUCCCAAUGACGUGUCUUAAAGUAGGUUUGUAUGUUUUUGUUAAAUACGGUUUUACCCCAGUAUUUGCGGACUUCAUAGCUUGAUUUUGUAAUUAAGCAAUAUAAGGCUAAAAAUAAGUAGAGUGCUUAGAGAAAAGCAAAGACUAAGAUACCAAAGCAUGCUCUUCAGAAAUAAUAUCUGAAAUUCUAAAUUGGAUAUAUUCUUGAAGUAUCUGGCAUUAUUUGAACCAGAAAUAAAAAGCACAAGGUACACGGAGCUUAACCUGAUCAAAGUUACCCUAGCCAUGAGAACCAAGGGUAGAAAUUUAUUCCAACCUGGAUCUUUCUAGGCUUUUCUGGUUGUUGAUUCUUAAUUCUUUGGGUGUUUUAAGAUUUUAAAGUCAAAAGUCUACCCUACCAAAAGUAAUUGCAAGAACUAGAUAGUGGGAAAGCCAAUUGAGUCGUUAAGAGCAUGAGUUACAGUUUAUUUGGAAUAAAUUCAGGGCUUCCCCCCAAGGUAUAUUCCAGUAUCAAAAUGCAUGGCUAGCGUGCAGUGCUGCUAAAAGAGGCCCUUCCAGAACUGGUUUAUCUUACCUGAAGGGAUUGAUUCAUAUCUUAGUAGGUUCUGCAGAGCUGAUUUGUUUUUAAAACAUUUAUCAAUAAUGCUAAGUUCAGUUAUUUCUUUUACUGCUUUUUCAAAUCUUCCCCUCCUCUGUCCACUCUCAACAAUAUAUAGUAAAGUAUUUCCAUCUUGUGUCUAAUAUGUCACAAAUUAUUAGAUUAUAAGUCUAUAUUAAUGAAUUUAGGUUAAACUGCUGGUCCUUUUGAGUUGAUGACAAAAGUUUGUUGUUAUUCCUAGUAUAGGGGCAUGAAAUGGGAGGUAUUAAAAGAAUACUAAGAAAAACCCUGUAUAGAGCUAUACUACAGGAGUCACGUUAACUUCUGGGAUAUUCCAGGCUCUCCCCUCCCUCACUCUCAUCCACAUCUCUGUUAUUACACUUCUCCAGCCACAACAUCCCCAACACCCUGUGCAAAAAAAGAAAAAGGACGCCUUCCAAAAGCCCAAGAAAAAAGUAUUUUUAGAAGAAAAGUAUCCCCAUUCCCAUACUGCCUAUGAAUUUUUUUAGAGAGAUGUUAAGAUAUUUAACCCAUUUCUAAAUUUCAUGUUAGCUUUUCAGGCUGUCUUGCUAAUAUUUAAGCUGAAUUAUAUUGACAAAAAUGAGCUUUAGAAUGACUUUAUCACCCCAUUAAAUAUGCAGUCAAGCUCAGCCAUGACUCAGCAACUAAAGUUCAAAAAAUUCAGUUAUGUAAUGUGCCAGGGUCACAUAUUGCAAGAAAAACAAUAUUUUUACUCAGUCUUCCAUUGAGUAAGUAAGGAAACUAUUUACAUUAUUAAACAUGUAUGGAACUGAUAAUUAUUACAAACAAAACAGUAUUAUACCCAAAUCUAGACUAGAAAGAAAGAAAGCACUGGACAGAAAAGAUUUUCAGCUGGCUCCUUUAGACAGCUUGAGUGGAGGAAUGGAUUUUACAUGUUUUUAUAUUAUUUCACAAUGCAAGGAUUUUACGUAAACAAGCAAAGGGAAGGAUACAAAUUCUUAAAUCUUUAGAAAACCAUAAAAUAAUUUCUUCACUAAUAUUCCAUGCCAGUUAUAAAAUAUUCUAAUAUUUAUCUUCCUUCAGCAUGCUUAAAUAUGCAAGGUUCAUUUAUAAAUAUUUGAUAGGCAAAUAAUCCAUAAUAUUUUCUGGCCCUUCUUUCUCUGUUCCUUCCUCAAUUCUAAUCCCCUCCCCUGAUAAUAAAUAAAAACAUUGGUAAAAUAACACAUCUGGACAAAAAAUACAAUUUGUUGUAUUUUACUUUUGAUACAUUAAAAUGUAUAUUCAGUUUUUUCCUUAUUUUCAAAAACCAAAAAGAACGUUUUUUAUUUCCUAAAGGAUAACAUUGGAUAUAGCCUCUUUAGUAGACUCUAUCACAGUUCUAUCGUUUGCUGUGUUCAUUUGCUUAAUGAAUUGCGUGAGAACAGUCACUGUAAUGAAGUGUGUGUGUUGGGGGUGGGGGGAAGGGCAUGGGAAAUGUUUUAUGAAAAAAGAAGUUAUAAGCCUAAUACUAUGAAGUAACAUCUAAUGAAGUUCUUUUUAAGUGCAAUAUAUUUAUUUCUGCUAGAAAUGUAUUAUCAACAUUAUGUAAUAUUUGAAGCAUUACAUGUUAUUUGUAAACAGCUUAAAAUUAUAUAUUACCCAAAAUUGUACAGAAGUACAAAUGUGUGGAUAUUAAUUUCUUUCAUUAAAAAUGGUGUGUUUUGAUAUUUAUGCA